Messenger RNA from Apodemus sylvaticus (European woodmouse), 7669 nucleotides. RefSeq names its product replication timing regulatory factor 1 (gene Rif1). NCBI's taxonomy places the organism in Eukaryota, Metazoa, Chordata, Mammalia, Rodentia, Muridae. The coding region runs from base 134 to 7414 and encodes 2426 amino acids. Gene Ontology annotation, cellular component: nucleus. Gene Ontology annotation, biological process: telomere maintenance. The record is from RefSeq and is a predicted model, not a curated record. The transcript is spliced from 36 exons.
GCCCGCCCCCCGCCGCCAUCUUGGUCGUGGAGGAGCGGGCUGCACGCGUGAGUAAAUAAGCGCGAGCCGGGAGCGGACGGCGGUCCCGGGGCGGAGAGCGGCGGAGCGGACUUCCCGCGUGGGGGUGGCCGACAUGACGGCCCCAGGUCGCAGCCCCCUGGAGCCGCUUCUGGAGACUUGGGAAGACUCCUCGGUGUCUCCCGGAGAGCAGACGGACGCCUACCUAACUCUGACCAGUCGUAUGACUGGAGAAGAAGGAAAAGAAGUCAUUGCAGAAAUCGAGAAAAACCUUCCUCGGCUGUACACAGUUUUAAAGGCUCACAUAUCCAGUCAGAACUCAGAACUGAGUAGUGCCGCUCUACAAGCUUUGGGGUUUUGUUUAUAUAAUCCCAGAAUUACCUCAGGAUUAUCAGAGGCAAAUAUUCAAGAACUGCUUUCAACUUUGAAUGGUAUCAUUAAGAGUUCAGACAAAAAUGUGUGUACCAGAGCACUGUGGGUUAUAUCCAAACAGACAUUUCCUACUGAACUUGUUAGCAAAAUGGUAUCCAGUAUUAUUGAUUCAUUGGAAGUGAUACUAAGUAAAGGAGAGAUACAUUCUGCUGUUGUUGAUUUUGAAGCAUUAAAUGUUAUUAUAAGGCUAAUUGAACAAGCCCCAGUUCAAAUGGGAGAAGAGUCUGUGAGGUGGGCCAAAUUGGUCAUACCAUUAGUUGUUCACACAGCACAAAAAGUACAUCUUCGGGGAGCCACUGCUCUAGAGAUGGGGAUGCCACUGCUGCUUCAGAAACAACAAGAAAUCGCCUUGAUUACAGAGCACCUUAUGACUACUAAAUUAAUCUCAGAACUUCAAAAGCUAUUUAUGAAUAAAAAUGAGACUUAUGUGUUAAAACUAUGGCCUUUGUUUGUCAAACUUCUUGGAAAGACCUUGCACCGAAGUGGGAGUUUUAUCAACUCUUUGUUACAGCUGGAAGAACUGGGCUUUCGUAGUGGAACACCCAUGAUUAAAAAAAUAGCUUUCAUUGCUUGGAAAAGCUUAAUAGAUAAUUUUGCUUUAAACCCAGAUAUACUUUGUAGUGCAAAAAGACUGAAGUUAUUAAUGCAGCCUUUGAGUUCCAUCCAUGUGAGAACAGAAACUUUAGCAUUAACAAAACUAGAAGUCUGGUGGUAUUUACUGAUGAGGCUUGGACCUCAACUCCCUGCCAAUUUUGAACAGGUUUGUGUGCCACUGAUUCAGAGUACAAUAAGUGUUGAUAGUAUUGCUUCACCUCAAGGCAGUUCAUCUCGAGGGUCUACUUCUCCUGGCUUAAGUCCACUGACUCCUGGACAUAAAGGUGCUUCUCCUUACGGAACUCCUCGUGUGACCCUGAGUUCAAAUAUAGGUGGAAUGGCUACAAUCCCAUCUAUUCAGCUUUUGGGACUGGAAAUGAUGCUUCAUUUUUUGUUGGGUCCAGAAGUUUUGAGUUUUGCCAAGCAACACAAGAUUGUACUGAGUUUAGAGCCACUGGAGCACCCGCUCAUCAGCAGCCCUUCCUUCUUCUCUAAAUAUGCGCACACACUCAUCACUGCUGUUCAUGAUAGCUUUGUGGCAGUUGGAAGGGAGGCCUCAGAUGCAGUACUCAGUGCUAUCUGGAAGGAGCUAAUUAGCCUGGUGAAAUCAGUUACUGAAUCAGGAAACAGAAAAGAAAGAUCAGGUUCUGAAGUUUUGACCCUCCUGCUAAAAUCUUUGGAAAACAUAGUGAAGUCAGAAGUAUUUCCUGUAUCAAAAACACUGGUUCUCAUGGAAAUUACAGUUAAAGGACUUCCUCAGAAAGUAUUAGGUUCACCAGCAUAUCAGGUUGCUAAUAUGGAUAUUCUUAAUGGAACUCCAGCAUUGUUCUUAAUCCAGUUAAUUUUCAACAACAAUCUUUUAGAAAGUGGUGUAGAAGAUGAAAAGUUUUUUCUCAAUCUAGAAACACUUGUAGGCUGUGCGCUUUCUGGUCCGACAUCACCUCUGGCUUUCAGUGAUUCUGUACUAACCAUGAUUAGUCAAAAUGCAAAGCAGUUGGCAAACAAGGAGCAUCUCUGGCGAAUGUGGAGUAUGAUAGUCACUCCACUCACUGAUGUGAUUCAUCAGACCAAUGAAGUGAAUCAAGGUGAUGCCUUGGAACAUAAUUUUAGUGCCAUCUAUGGUGCAUUGACUUUACCAAUAAACAAUAUUUUUUCAGCUCAGACAUUUCCCUUGGGUACCAUGAAAACCUUACUUAAAACUUGGUCAGAAUUAUAUAGAGCAUUUAGUCGUUGCUCUGCUUUGGUGGCAACAGCAGAAGAGAAUUUGUGCUGUGAAGAACUUUCUUCUAAAAUAAUAUGCAACUUGGAAGAUGAAGCCCUUUCAGAUUUGCUCUUCUUGGACAGAAUCUCUCAUAUUAUUAUUGUAAUGGUUGAUUGUAUCGACUUUUCACCAUAUAAUAUGAAAUACCAGCCAAAAAUCAAAUCACCACAGAGAUCUUCAGAUUGGUCCAGAAAGAAGAAAGAGCCCCUGGGGAAAUUGGCUUCUUUAUUUAAGCUAAUUGUGAAAGUCAUCGAUUCUUUCCACACUCUAAGCCUCAAGGAAACAUACUCUGAUACAUUGCUUGCAAUUGGUAACUCUAUCAUUAGCAUGCUUGCCAACGUAUUUGGACAUAUUUCCUUGCCCUCUAUGAUCCGAGAAAUAUUUGCAACUUUUACAAGACCUCUGGCUUUACUGUAUGAAAACUCAAAGCUUGAUGAGGUUCCUAAAGUAUAUACUUGUUUGAACAGCAAGUUAGAAAAGCUAUUAGGAGAAAUUGUUGCUUGUCUACAGUUCAGCUAUCUUGGAGCCUAUGACAGUGAACUUCUUGAACAACUUUCUCCACUCCUGUGCAUAAUAUUUCUUCACAAGAAUAAACAGAUUCGGAAACAGAGUGCUGUGUUGUGGAAUGCUACAUUUGCUAAAGCGACAGCUCUGGUUUAUCCUGAGGAAUUAAAACCGAUAUUAAGACAAGCCAAACAAAAAAUUAUGCUUCUGCUGCCUGGUUUGGAAAAUGUUGAAAUGAUGGACGAGUCCAGUGGACCAUAUUCAGAUGCAACAGAGAAUUCACAAUUAAAUGUCAAGAUAAGUGGCAUGGAAAGAAAAUCAAGUGGAAAAAGAGAUUCCAUUUUGGCACAUUCAAAGGAUAAAAAAGAAAAUGUGAAACUGUCGGCCAAACUGAAACUAGAAUCUUCAACUUCAAAAAUAAAGAGUGGUAAGCUUCUGGAAGAGGAAACGUCUACUGACUUUGUCUUCAUACCUCCAGAAGGAAAAGAGACGAAGGCAAGGGUUCUAACGGAGCACCAGAAAGAAGUCCUCAGGACAAAACGGUGUGAUAUUCCUGCCUUGUAUAAUAAUCUGGAUGCUUCACAAGAUGCUUUAUUUUCUGCUCAGUUUAGUCAAGAAGAAUCAAUGGAAAGCCCCACUUUAACUGAAAAACCAAAAGAAGAUGCCAGGAUAAUUAAGGAAGAGCAAAUGGAGAGUGUCCUUUUCACCCCUCAAGGUGCCCCAGAAAACUCUGGAAUAGAUCAACAUCCUGAGAAGGCUUCUUUACCAAGUAGUGGCGGCUCUGUUGCUGAAACCAAUCCAGAAAUGUUGAGCAGUGGUUUUGAUGCUAAAAAAGAAAUAUUAAUUUCAUCAAAAAUAACGUCAGCUGAAUGUACAGAAACUUCGGUGGUCAGCAGCAGUUCAGUUUCUAAUGCCACUUUUUCUGGAACUCCUCCACAGCCUACAAGUCGGAGACAAACCUUUAUUACUUUGGAGAAAUUUGAUGGCUCAGAAACUAGACCUUUUAGUCCAUCCCCCUUGAAUAACCUGUCUUCCACUGUUACUGUGAGAAAUAACCAGGAUAACACAACUAAAACUGAUACGCCACCAAAAGCAAGGAAAAGAGAAGUGGCUCACUCAAAGCCUGAUUCAGAACAAUUAGCGAAUGCAGGUAAGAAAUCAAGCCGGAGAUGGAGUAAAGCUGAGCAGUCGGUUAAUAAAAAGUCUAAGCCUUCACUGACGUCUCAACAGGAAGAACAUCCACUCGAAAAUAACCCCCCUGAUUUGCUCAGUCCAACAGAAUGUGUGUCAGAAAAUCAUGAUCAUCCUUCUGAAGCUACCCUAGAACACGAAGAUAGAGCUCCUAAGCCAGCAAUAGAAAAUGCUUCAUUGGAAGACGUAACGACAGAAGAAAAAAGUGUAGGCAUUAACCCGGAAUCUAAAGCAAAUGCAGACUCAAUUGUAGCAUCAACAGAACGGAUAGUCAGUGAAGAGAGUCAAGCUGCUGCCGCUCCAAAUCCAAAAACACUCCGACGGUCUUCAAGGCGGCGGCCAGAAGUAGGAGAGUCUGGUGCUGACAGCCAAGACAAGGACAGUGGUCAACAAAAAAAGGAAAGACGAAAGGAAGAAGACAAAAUUUCAAAGACUCUGUUGCAUAUCAAAGAUGAUAAAUUGACCAAGCAAAAACUAACUGCUGAGCCACCUAUACAGGAAAAUUUAACUGAAAAAGGAAAUAGUUUGCAUGAGAGAACUUUAGGGGAAUCCAGUGUUAAUGCUGAAAUUGACCAAAAUAAAAGAAAACCAGAACUUGAGAAUGUUAGUUCUGAAGGAGGUGGUACCCUGGACAGUAUAGAUAAAUCAUCUGAGAAACCUUUAAGAGGGCGGACACGAUAUCAAACAAGAAGAGCUUCUCAGGGUUUGAUUUCUGGUGUUGAAAACUCAGAAUCUGAUAGUUCUGAGGCAAAGGAAGAAGUUUCAAGAAAGAAACGAUCAGGGAAAUGGAAAAAUAAAAGCAGUGACAGUGUUGACAUUGAAGAACAAGAAGAAAAAAUGGUUGAAGAGGAAGUUAUGAAAACUGCAAAUCAGACACAUGAUGGUCAGGCAGUUCCCGAUGUUGAUAUGAAUGCAGUGGCUCAGGUUUGUGAAAAAAGUACAGAUAACAAUAGGGUGAUCCUUCAGGAGUCUUCUGGGUCUGCAGAGUCACUGCAAGUUCCACUUACAGGCGAGGAUAAAAGUAAGACUAGCAAAUAUGUAGACAGUUCACUUGUAAGUCUGCCUGUGCCAGAACCAAACCUCAGGACUAGGAAUGCCAGUAAGAGAUUAUGUAAACGAGAUGCUGAUAGUAGUAUGGGGUCAUCAGACAUUUCUGGGUCUCCUGAAAAAUGCACCCAAGUAGUUGAAUGCCAACACAAGAGAAGUAGGAGAGUAAGGAGAUCUAAAAGUUGUGACUGCUGUGGGGAAAAAUCACAGUCCCAGGAAAAGUCAUUUAUUGGAUUAAAGAACACAGAAAGUUAUGCCACAAGGAGCAUGGAGACAAAAAAGACAGAUACACAAGUACCUGAGACUGCACCUGAAAUGCCUAAAGCUAAUGAACAUGCAGAAACAAAGUUGGUAGGUGAACAGCCUAUUGUGAAUUUUCAUAUGGGUCUUAAAGACGAGAAUUCUACUACUGGUAAUUUAAUUAAGUCUGAAGCUGAAUUGGAAGAAAAUAGUAAAAGUUCCCUUCCAUCUGAGAUAGUAAAUAAGAAAGAAAAAACUUACGAUACAGAUGGUAGCGCAGCAGUCUGUGAAAUCCAAGAGCCAUGUAAUGAAACAUACAGUGCUGCUGAGGACCCAUGCUUCAGUGAUUGCAAAGAUAUCUCACUGAAGUCCCCUUCAGAUAACAGAGUAGAAUGUCCAGAAGCUAUUCUGAAAAGAGAGUUUGACAUCAGCAAUGUAGGGAAGGCAUGCAAAGUAACAGCUGGGUCCACUCCGGAGAGAGUUGAAACUAUGGAAUUAAAUGUAAAAAAUGACACAUGUGGAGCUGCUGUCUCUGAAAAGAAGAGUAUCCAAAUGGAUGUUUCUGUAGAUGUGGUAACAGAGGAGGAUAAUAAAGAUGAAUGUGAAGCAGUCACAACUGAAGUGAAUGCUGAAGGAGGAGCCACUGAGGACUUCAAUUCAAGUAUGAGCCUUUCUGAUACUACCACACCUAUAAGCAAGGAUGUUCAGACUGAGCAGCCAGCCAGUGGGGAACUAGAGAGGAAUAGCAAUGAAUCUGAUUCAGGCUUGUGUGAGGAAAUGAACAAUGAAAUGGAAAGUUACAAAACCCAGAUGAACACUGAAAUUGACAAUGCCAGGGUAAAGGAUGUGGACAUGAUUGUCAGCACCUCUAAAUCUGAAGAAGCACUGGUUGGAAGACUAGAUGGCAACACCGAGAGCUUUGUUAGUGGCAGUGAAAUGAGCUCUGGAGAAGGAACUGUUAAUUGCAAAACUGAGAUGAGCAUUGAACUUAAUAAAUUAGAUGAAGCAAAAUUAAGUGGCAAUAAAACUGCAGUGGGAAAUGAUACUCUGCAGGAAGUUUGCUUUACUACAGAGAAAGUGGAGGAAUUACCACAGUCUCUGACACCCGAAGUGGCUUCUGAACUUGGAGUAGAAACCGGUAAUGCAUCUCCUGAAAAGUUAGAGCUGGAUCCUUCUUUUGGAUCAGCAAGUGAAAGUCCUAGUGGUAUGCAGGCACGCUGUGUCUGGUCACCUUUGGCUUCUCCAUCCACAAGCAUUUUAAAGAGAGGACUAAAAAGAUCCCAAGAAGAUGAGAUCUCACCAGUUAACAAGGUUAGACGAGUCUCGUUUGCAGAUCCAAUAUACCAAGCAGGAUUGGCAGAUGACAUUGAUAGGCGCUGCUCUGUUGUUAGGUCUCAUUCUUCAAAUAGCUCUCCCAUAAUAAAAAGUGUUAAAACUUCACCUACUUCACAUUCUAAGCAUAAUACCACUUCAGCCAAAGGAUUUCUGUCCCCAGGAUCACAGAGCUCUAAAUUUAAGAGCUCAAAGAAGUGUUUAAUUACAGAAAUGGCCCAAGAAUCCAUGCUGUCCCCAACAGAAAGUGUUUACCCAGCUUUGGUGAACUGUGCAGCAUCAGUUGACAUCAUUUUACCUCAGAUUACGUCAAACAUGUGGGCAAGAGGUCUCGGACAACUUAUCAGAGCCAAGAAUAUAAAAACAAUUGGCGAUUUGAGUACGCUCACAGCAUCUGAAAUAAAAACUCUUCCAAUUCGUUCUCCAAAGGUGUUUAAUGUAAAAAAGGCCCUCAGAGUAUAUCAUGAGCAACAGAUGAAAUCUCGUGGACUUGAAGAGAUUCCAAUUUUUGACAUUUCUGAGAAGGCAGUGAAUGGAGUGGAGAGCAAGGCCCUGUCCACGGAUGAGGAAAGGCUUGCCGCGGAUUUGAUUGAUCCUGUGACUCUAGAGACCCCAUUGUCUAAAAACCUUGUAGCACAAAUUAGUGCUCUUGCUCUUCAACUGGAUUCAGAAGAUCUCUACAGUUAUUCUGGAAGCCAGCUCUUUGAAAUGCAUGAAAAACUUGGUACCAUGGCAAACUCUAUAAUAAGAAAUCUACAGUCACGCUGGAGAUCAACAGCCCAAGAAAAUUCUUAGUAUUUUAAGAAAUGUAAAGUUUUUUUCACCAUCAGAUUUUAUUUUUUGGCUUUUAGAAAUAUCCACACCAUUUAAAGAGGAAACUUUGUAAAGUUGAUAAAAUCAAAUCCUGAAAGGCAAUGAAUUACUAGGUCAGUUUUAUAAGUUCAUUAGAUCUUCCCUACUGUAUUUUCUUGGCCAGUACACAUAGUUUUUUAAGAAAUUUAAAUGUUACUGAAACUUGAAAGCAAAAGAAAUAUACAUACUUUUUUUUUU